CUCAAAGCACGACGGUUUUGGUUUCUCUCCCAGCGGCAGUCUGACAUUAUACGAACAUCUUUUCAAGUUUAUACUUCCUGACUUCUUGCGUCAGCCUGCUAUUUCUAGUCCUCACGCUUCGGUUGCCGUUACCCCACUACAGCACACCGUGAGGCUAUCUCGCGAUAUCUCCGCAUCUGACACCCACUUGUACGCUUCGAUGAACUUCGCUCUCGCUACGUCGAGAUUCACACCUCAUUCGUAAAGGACGAAGUAUCACGCGAUACUCGUUCACCGGAAAGACAACGCACGCAUCCAGCCUGUGACCUCAGCUGCGAACAUCCAGCCUGAGACAUCGGCCCCCAUUGUACCCUUUCGCGGCCUCACGCGACUUUUAUUCGCAUAAAGCUCACCUCCAACCACCUUGCGUCGAAUACUGUGCUGUUUCCAACAGAAUAGCACUUUCCUAGAAGUCGAAGAUGGCCUCCAACGGCGGCUCCGGUGCGCAUACGCCGCAAACACAAGCUCAGGUACAACCGUGUCGGUAUAAGACAGGGAAGACGCUGGGUGCGGGUAGCUACUCGGUAGUCAAAGAGUGCGUACAUAUCGACACAGGCAGAUAUUAUGCCGCGAAGGUCAUCAACAAGCGGCUCAUGGCUGGCCGAGAACAUAUGGUCAGAAAUGAGAUCGCAGUACUGAAAAGAGUCUCUAUGGGACAUAGGAACAUUCUGACUCUUGUGGAUUACUUCGAGACCAUGAACAACCUUUACCUCGUUACCGAUCUCGCUCUUGGGGGCGAGCUUUUUGACCGCAUUUGCCGUAAAGGCAACUACUACGAAUCCGACGCCGGUGAUCUCAUCCGAGCUACACUCUCCGCUGUCGCAUACCUACAUGAUCACGGCAUCGUACAUCGUGAUCUGAAGCCCGAGAACCUCCUUUUCAGAACACCAGAGGAUAAUGCUGAUUUGCUGAUUGCCGACUUUGGAUUGUCUCGGAUCAUGGACGAAGAGCAAUUCCAUGUUUUAACAACAACGUGCGGAACACCAGGCUACAUGGCGCCCGAAAUCUUUAGGAAAACCGGUCAUGGCAAGCCAGUUGAUAUCUGGGCCAUUGGCGUAAUCACAUACUUUCUGCUGUGCGGCUACACUCCUUUCGACCGAGAUUCGAAUCUCGAAGAAAUGCAAGCCAUCCUCGUUGCCGACUAUUCUUUCACACCACUCGAAUACUGGCGAGGUGUCUCCCUUACUGCACGCGAGUUUAUUCGCCGCUGUUUGACUGUCGAUCCUUCUUCGCGCAUGACUGCCCAUGAAGCACUCUCACACCCUUGGAUCACCGAGCUUGGCAAGAACGCUCCCGACGGCGAAGAAGAUUUGCUGCCAACCGUGAAGAAGAACUUCAAUGCCAGACGAACACUGCACGCGGCGAUCGACACUAUCCGUGCCAUCAAUCAACUGAGAGCGGGAGGUGCCGCGGGCAUGAUGGACGGCGUGAGAUCCGGUGAACCACGACGAGGCGCGCCACCUGCCAACAUUCCGCAACCGGCGGAAGAUGAAGAUCCUAUGGAGAUUGAUAGUAGGGGGAACGGACAUGGUCAGACUGAGGAGAUGAUUAGGGAACAAGAGAGGAGGAUUCGCGACAUACAGCAAGGCAUGUGGGGCAAGAGAUGAAGAUAUGAUUUCGACACGGUCGCAGCUUCACGACAUCCGCACAUGGUUCUGAUUUUCGUACAAUCUGGUUGUCUACAAUGGGUCGAAGUGUUGUUAGCAGUUCAUAUUGGUGUGCAUUAGAUGGAGGCCGGACCUUUCCUAUAUACCUGGCUGUGCUUUCGUUCUGGAUAUCUGCGGGUCAGAGUCAGAUGUGGAUAUUGUGAGUACAAACGUUUGAAGGCAGCCCCGAGCCCGGGAAUUCAUCAUUUUUCAACGCUGUAGGCGUUGCGCAACCAUCAUAGUC
Cucurbitaria berberidis CBS 394.84 is the source of this 1929-nucleotide messenger RNA. Its product is annotated as Ca/Cm-dependent protein kinase B. Bases 459 to 1646 code for a protein of 395 amino acids. Lineage: Eukaryota; Fungi; Ascomycota; Dothideomycetes; Pleosporales; Cucurbitariaceae. Gene Ontology annotation, biological process: protein phosphorylation; cellular response to oxidative stress. The transcript is spliced from 4 exons. The record is from RefSeq and is a predicted model, not a curated record. Gene Ontology annotation, molecular function: ATP binding; calcium/calmodulin-dependent protein kinase activity; calmodulin binding.